GACCUCAGUUAAGAGCCUGACGGACCGUGGUUCACACCGUAUGUGUCCGCAACCCAGUCAAUAAGUUGCUUAUAGCGUUUAUUUUAUCAUAAAUCAUUUUGAGCGAGUUUGACACUAACUGAAGGGAAGGGUUGAAACGGAGGGGUUUUCUAUGCUGCCCUGAGUCCGAUAAAUGGGUGUGACAGACGGACAACAACAUCACAACAAAAACAACGGCUUCGCUUCCGGUUUCUGGAUGUAGCUGUCAGUCUCCCGCAUCUUUUUUUGUAGGGGAAAUCGCUUUAUCAGCAGCUUUAGUAUGAACGAAGGAGAAGUGUUUCAUGAGAAGCAGAGGUUGGAGCUGUGCGCAAUUCAUGCACUUAACAACGUGCUCCAGGAGAGGGUGUUUACCAAGGAGACCGCCGAUGACAUCUGCAAACGGCUGGCUCCGCAGUGUGUGGUAAACCCUCAUCGCUCAGUGUUAGGCACGGGAAACUAUGACGUCAACGUCAUCAUGGCAGCACUACAGAGCAGAGAACUGGCUGCAGUGUGGUGGGACAAACGCAGAACAGUACAGAGCCUUUGCAUGUCAAAGGUCCAUGGUUUCAUUCUUAAUGUCCCAUCACGUGUAUCACUUGGGAUUGUUUCCCUACCACUCCGACGGCGGCACUGGCUUGCAGUUAGGCAAGUCAAUGGACAGUACUACAACCUGGACUCUAAACUGAAAAACCCUGUCUGCAUUGGGGGAGAGGCAGAACUACGCACAUUUCUCAGUGAACAGCUUUCUCAGGAUGUGGCAGAGAUGCUCCUUGUUGUCCGGCGGGAGGUUGAGGAGGACGGCUCAUGGCUGAACUCAGACGACCUCAAGAAGUGAUACCUUGGAAAAGGAAAUUCCUUGACAUAGCAUGGAAGAAAACUCCUCUGGGAAAAUGACAAGACUUUCUGGUUUUUUGUUAAAAAAAACAAAAAAAACAAGUUCAUUUCAGAAAAAGAAACCUCUUCAGGGAAUGCACUAAAAUACAUUUAAUAUCUCACAGAGACAGAGGAAACUCCAAAGAGAAACAGAGAUGGGCGGUUACUCUUGAGAUGAAGAACUACUUUGAUUGUAUUAGCAGUAAAACUAUGGGUCUGAAAUGACCGGUGUGUUUGCCUGCUCUGCCUGGACCUUUGUUUAACAUUUACAAGGUGCAUCUAAUCUAUAACAAAGCUGCAAGUUUGAGGCAAAUGUGUUUUAGAUUGACAAUAUUUGACUGAACUUUGACUGUUUUGUGGUACAAACCUGCAGACAUUGUGCAUGACAAACCAUCUGCAAUAACAACAGAACAGGACAGGACUGUUAAUCAUCAACAGAAUAGCUGCGGAACUGAAAUUGACGUGAACAAAAUCGCUGGUCCUGAUCUGUGUGGUGUGGGCACCAAAUUAGAUCAUGUGUGUACAAGUUGGUCAUGUCAGGAUUUAUUACACAGUACCGAAGUGCACCAUCUCUUUCCCCAUCUUUGUUGUAAACCUUCUAUGCACUGCAGAGUCACUGUUUGUCUUUUUGUGUGUUCAUACAGAUAGCGAUACUGUGAACACUGCACCCGAUGAGGCAUUGAAGGACUAUACCAAUGUCUUUGCAUGUUUUAGUUCACUUCAGAUCAUGUUCUUUUGUAGCAUGUUUUCUAAUCUCCCAUACGGCCUCCAUUUUCCUUUAUUGUAACUUAAAGAAUGAAAUAGACUAAUUAACUUUAACAUUUUUCAAUGAGUUUUGAUGCUGCUCUCAUGAGUUACAAGCCAGUGGUUGUAUGGAAGUGAAAUUUAAGUUUCUAAAAUGAUGCAAAUCAAAGAGGUAAACAUGCAAAAACAGUGGUUAUGUGACUCUGUAACCUUUAUGUCUGUGUCGUCUCUUCUAUUAAGCUAUGCAUAUCCAAAAGAAAGAGGCACUAUCUCUGGUUCACACUAGUGACUGACCUACAGUACACAUAAACCUAAGCUCAGAGGUUCAUAAUAUUGAAACUUAUUUAUAUUAAAUUUUGACCUUGUGUUUUAA
Sphaeramia orbicularis (orbiculate cardinalfish) is the source of this 2008-nucleotide messenger RNA. RefSeq names its product Josephin domain containing 2 (gene josd2). Bases 299 to 853 code for a protein of 184 amino acids. Gene Ontology annotation, molecular function: cysteine-type deubiquitinase activity. The transcript has 5 exons. NCBI's taxonomy places the organism in Eukaryota, Metazoa, Chordata, Actinopteri, Kurtiformes, Apogonidae. Gene Ontology annotation, biological process: protein deubiquitination. The record is from RefSeq and is a predicted model, not a curated record.